AUGGAGAAAUCGAAAAACUUCAGAAUUGACGCGCUGCUUGCAGAUGAGAGCAGUCGGGUCAACCGGGACCUGUCCCCGGGUCUGAGCAGCGAGAGCCCCGCGGGGAGCCCCGUCUCCUGUCGGCGUGCGGACACACCGUCUCCUCGGGCCGCACAACUUCAGACCGGAAUCAUAUCCAAGCCUGGUAUCCUAAAUCUGUCACAUCCAGGACUCGCUUCCCUCCCUCAAGGGGCAAUCCCCGGCAUGUAUCCUGCACCCAUGUAUCCGUUGUCGGCUCUGGGCGGCCAGCACCCCGCCUUCGCCUACACCGGGUUCACACAGCUGACCCAGACCUACCCGGAGCACCUGAAGGCGGCGGCCAUGGCGGGGUCUCUGCCCCUGGAGCACUGGAUCCGAGCUGGAAUCAUGAUGCCAAGACUGCCAGAUUACAGCUCGGGCCCUCAGUCUGGUCUGCUGGGGAAGUGCCGGAGGCCCCGGACAGCCUUCACCAGCCAGCAGCUCCUGGAACUGGAGAACCAGUUCAAGCUCAACAAGUACCUGUCCAGACCCAAACGCUUCGAGGUGGCCACGUCACUCAUGCUCACUGAGACACAGGUCAAAAUCUGGUUCCAGAACCGGAGGAUGAAGUGGAAGCGCAGUCGUAAAGCGAAGGAGCAGGCCACCGCCUCGGCCCAGUCUGAUGGAGACCGAGGACGCAGCGGCGGCAAAACGACCUCCGACAAACCUGACGACAGCAGACGAUCAGUGAACGCAGACGACAGGGGGAUAGAUCUGGACUUAGAGGAUGGAGAGGAGGAGGAAGAAGAGGAGGAGGAGGAGGAGGAAGAGGAGGAGAACCAGCAUGAUUUCCCUCUUGCUAUGGGCAACGGGAUGCCACGAUCCAUGGACUUCUUGCAGCCGAGCACCAAUGUCGGGUACAAUCCCCACAGCCCCUUUUCCGAUGAUGAGCUGGAGGGGGUGCAGGUGGGGGGAGGUGACAGGAAGAUCGGGGCAGGGCUGUGA
Molecule: messenger RNA, 1002 nt
Organism: Sphaeramia orbicularis (orbiculate cardinalfish)
Lineage: Eukaryota; Metazoa; Chordata; Actinopteri; Kurtiformes; Apogonidae
Gene: mnx2b
Product: motor neuron and pancreas homeobox 2b
Exons: 3
Coding region: 1-1002 (333 amino acids)
Biological process (GO): spinal cord motor neuron cell fate specification; central nervous system development; regulation of DNA-templated transcription
Cellular component (GO): nucleus
Molecular function (GO): DNA-binding transcription factor activity, RNA polymerase II-specific; sequence-specific double-stranded DNA binding
Source: RefSeq, a predicted model, not a curated record